AUGGCUGGUGAAGUUGUUGUGGAUGCACUACCAUAUAUUGACCAAGGUUAUGAUGACCCCGGUGUUAGAGAAGCGGCUUUGGCUAUGGUGGAAGAAGAAUGCCGUCGAUACAGGCCUACAAAAAAUUAUUUAGAAAAUGCAGGCCCAGAAUUAAAUACAGCAUUUGAAACUGCAGCUCUGCAGAGGGAGAUGGAGCGGGUGCAACAGAGACUGCCAAUGGAGCCUCUAUCAAUGAAAAGAUAUGAGUUACCCCCACCUCCAACUGGACGUCUUGGAGAGCCAACAGCAUGGGCUGAGGCAGUGGACAACUCCCAUGCACAGUUGUCUCACCAAGCUACGAGAGUUCUUAAUUUAGAAUUACAGCUGCAUUAUGGAACUGAAGCAUGGAGGUCCUAUCUAAAUGUGUUACAGUCUCUUGUUACUCGGUCACAGAAUGUACAUACACAGUUAAGGAAGCAAAUAGCGGCUGUGAAUUGGGAGCGCAAACGUUCGCAAACCGCCAGCGGUGCUAGGCUGCGUGCAUUGCGUCGACGUUGGGCACAGCUUGUUUCCGACAACUACCGCCUGGAACGCGCUAUUAUGCAACUAGAAAUACAGUUAGAGAAGGCGAAAGGACAGGCCACUACUGAAGAUGAUGAUGGAGCAGACAUGGAAGCUGUCAAGUUGCUCCCAGAGAAACUUAACUCUGAAACCGAAAAAGAAGUACAAAAGAAGAUUGAGGAUAUGUUUGCUGAC
Iphiclides podalirius (scarce swallowtail) is the source of this 735-nucleotide messenger RNA. The record is from the annotation of a GenBank genome assembly. NCBI's taxonomy places the organism in Eukaryota, Metazoa, Arthropoda, Insecta, Lepidoptera, Papilionidae.